Messenger RNA from Volvox carteri f. nagariensis, 1269 nucleotides. RefSeq lists its product as uncharacterized. Bases 16 to 1269 code for a protein of 417 amino acids. The transcript is spliced from 6 exons. The record is from RefSeq and is a predicted model, not a curated record. NCBI's taxonomy places the organism in Eukaryota, Viridiplantae, Chlorophyta, Chlorophyceae, Chlamydomonadales, Volvocaceae.
CGGGGUGUUGCAGGCAUGCAUAGACAUUCAAUGGUCGAAGAUCACGUACGGGAGGUCACCCUUGCCCUCAAAAAGAUUGGCUCCCACAUCCAAAAUCCGGACAAGUUCAGUAAGGCAGCUGGCCUGCUGCGGCAGCUUUUGGACUCAGGUGCACUUACAAAAGCCCACCGUGACCUCCUAUUCGAGGUGGUCAAGCUGGAGGUGUACCGCAUCGUGGGCUUCCUGCAAAACGAAAUGCAUACCGAUGAUUCUUUCGUGUUCAACAAGGUGUUGGGGCGCAUCAAGGACGCGGUGGCGGCUCUACCUCCCGCAACUGACGAGGAUGAGGAGGCGAUGGCGGAGCUGCAGGAGGCGGCUGCAGGCAGCAGCAGCAGCGAUGAGGAGGGGGGAGGUGAUGACGCCGGGGAUAGUGAGCGGCAACGGCAAGAGCGGCCCGGGAGUGCACCGAGCAGUACGGGGCGCAUGGAGGUGAAGGAGAUGGCGGCGGCGGAGGAGGAAAAGCGGGAAGGCAGUGACUCCGCUGCCGCCGUUGCAACAGCAGUAGCAACGGAAGUAAGGAGGGAGGCGGACGCGGAUGAGGAGGCGGAGGAGCAGCCGGAACCGAGGCCAGCUGCUCCAAGGGCGGAGUUUCAGGCGGCACCAGCAGCAGCAGCACCACCACCACCACCAGAAGAUGCAGCUACUGCCGGUGAUGGCUAUGAUGAGUCUGACCCCUUCGGCCUGGACCAGCUGCUUCCCGCCCCCAAGCGCUUCAAAGCCGCUGCUCCACCCGCUCCCCCUUCACAACCUCAACCCCAGGGCCUUCCAUCUGCUGCUGGGCAGGGUGACGGUCACGCUGAUAAGAGCCGCACCAGCAGUGGCAGGGGAAGCAAUGCCUGGACGGCGGCACAGUCAUUGGUCAUGCGGCGGCAGGCGCUGGUGGAAUGCCUCAUCACCGCACGCGGUUUCCACAAGACCCCUUGGGCUCGCGUCAGCGUGGAGCUGCUCGUGGAGCACUACAACAAGCACCGCGACCGGUUCACUGCCGAACAGCAGAUGGCGGUGGACGAGAUGAAGGAGAUCAACCGCGACACCACCAGCUUUGAGCGCGCGCGCUCGGACUGGAGCCGCGCGACGUUGUCAGCCCGCGGCAAGGUCGGCGCGUCUGGUGACGCCAAGGCGCAGAACUGGCUAGGAUGCUCGCUGUCUCGUGCUCGGAUCCUGACAGGGGUAGCUUCCCCGUCGUCUCCUAACGUAAAAGUUCGAAUACCGGUUCCCGUCCCGAGGUAG